Molecule: messenger RNA, 1345 nt
Organism: Puccinia graminis f. sp. tritici CRL 75-36-700-3
Lineage: Eukaryota; Fungi; Basidiomycota; Pucciniomycetes; Pucciniales; Pucciniaceae
Exons: 13
Coding region: 368-1237 (289 amino acids)
Biological process (GO): carbohydrate metabolic process
Molecular function (GO): hydrolase activity, acting on carbon-nitrogen (but not peptide) bonds
Source: RefSeq, a predicted model, not a curated record
CCCAUCUUUCCCUCGUAGAUCAGCUAAUCUGAAAAUUUCUCCAGCAGGCCCAUCAAGAGGCCAAUCGCAGUCUACAACUAGCUGUCCCAUAGCGCCGGUCACAUCUGUAGAAACCCCGUCUCGAUCAUUCUCAUCUAACAGAUUCCUCCUCGCUCCGAUCUCCAGCUUUUGCUGAUAAUCUCACCCCCCUUCAACACCAACAACCCUUUCCCCGGGGAACUUGCCGCUAAUAAAUCCCGACGAUCUCAACUCAACUCAACCAAAGAAAUCUUCUAUCUGAAUAAGAUCAAAGCUCACUCCUCAACCAAUCAUUGCUUUUCAAUUUCCUUUGUCUUCAGUUUUUCCAUUCACAGUGCGAAAUUCCAGAAUGGCUGAGAGCUCAGGAAUGAGGGCCCAGCCAUGGCUAACCUCCAUGAUCACUCUAGUCAUACUUGUGAUUGUGACAGAUUCGAGCUUGGCCAAACCACGGCACGACCCUGGAUCUGUGCUAAACAAGCUGCACACUAGGGGUCUUACUGCUAGAGCCGACUCCGUUCCAGUGUAUACUACCUGCAACACACCUGGAUCAUUCUCACUCACUUUCGAUGAUGGGCCGUCGGAGUUCAGUUCAAACUUGGAUGCCACCUUAGAUAACUCGAAUUCCAAAGCCAGUUUCUUCAUCAACGGGAAUAAUUUCGGCUGCAUCUAUGAUCAUGCAGGGCCUCUACUUGACAGAUUCAAGAAUGGCCACUUGAUUGCGAGCCAUACUUGGUCCCACGUUCAUCUAAACCAAGGCACGUACGAACAAAUCGCCUAUCAACUCGAAUUGAUCGAGAAUGCUAUGAUAAAAAUACUAGGUGUCAAACCCCUGUAUUUUAGACCUCCGUAUGGAGAAUACAAUGAAGUUGUGCUGCAGGUAUUGCGAGACAGGGGAUAUAGAGGCUUGAUUCUAUGGUCGCAAGAUUCAGGCGACAGCUUGGGUGCCCCUCCGAGCUCCUCCGAAAUAAUCGAAAGCUAUCGCUCUUACCCCGACCAAACCAACGUCUUGAAUCACGAAACCAAGUCGUUUACUGUCAAUGACGUUAUGCCUAAUGUGAUCCCGAUUCUGAAAGACAGAGGAUUCAAUUUACAAACGGUGCCUGCUUGCUUAAAUCUAGGUUCGAAUCCAAGUGAUUGGUAUGUCUCGGUACAACAACCAGGAUCCAGGGAUGAAACUUGGACUUGUAAUGGCACCCCAUCGCCGGGCAACUUUGAGUGAAAUACUUGGGCCCUGUUCUAUGCUGUGGUAAUCGCUGUAACAACAUCAAAAAUAUCUGCCCAUUAUCAGAUCAUGGCCAACCAAUGUAAUCACCCUGAUUUCAUUCUG